Messenger RNA from Diorhabda carinulata, 649 nucleotides. RefSeq lists its product as uncharacterized. The coding region runs from base 1 to 588 and encodes 195 amino acids. The record is from RefSeq and is a predicted model, not a curated record. The transcript has 2 exons. Lineage: Eukaryota; Metazoa; Arthropoda; Insecta; Coleoptera; Chrysomelidae.
AUGACGUCGAUUAAACCAAAAGUAAAUAUUUUAACGCAUUCAGAAGUUCAUAAAAAAAUUAUUGAACAUCCCCCGAAAAUCCGUCCAUAUGAAGAUCAAAUAGGACCUUACAAUCGAUACAAUAAUGAAAAUCACGAAAUUUAUUUAAAAAAGUUGAAGCAAUUUGAAGAAGCUCGUAAGAACUAUAAUAAAAUGAACGAAGAAACUUUAAAUAGUUUAAAAACUCGCUUACAUGGAUAUUACAUGGCGGCAUUGGAUUUGCAGUUUUUAAACGACGAAACAGUUGAAACUGAAGAAAAUGAUGUUCGGGAAGAAAAUUCAAACGGAGUUUUGGUUAAUAAACGUACCGUAAGAAAAGCACGUUAUGUACCAACUCAAGAUAAACAAGUUUCGUGUAAUUUGGAACUUUGGUUCAAACGCUAUUUGAUUUUGAAUAAAUUCAUUUGGGCUGUUAGAUUAGUGAUAAUAAAAAAUAGAUUAUUGAAAUCAUUGGAAAUAUUAAAGAAAUUAGAUAGGAAUGUUAUAAAAAAAUAUGAAAUUCCGGCAUAUUUCGGUAGCUACAAGGAUAUUUUUGAAAAAUUUAUUUAAAUUAAUAUAUUUGUGUUAAAACGGCGUUGUUGUAUGUUUGGGUGGGAAAUAAACGAGGUUU